AUGGAUGCAAAAGACUUGGAGAAGACUACAAGUUCUCAAGUAAAAAAUAAUUCUAAGGUGUUUGAAAUUGAUGGGUAUGAUGAGGAAAGACUCAUCACUUCUUGCACAAGAGAUGGGUCAGUUGAUUGUUAUGGAAAACCAGCUAUCAAAGAUAGAACUGGUGGAUGGAGAAGUGCCAUAUUGUUAUUAGUGAAUCAAGGACUAGUUGCAUUGGCUUUUACUGGAGUUGAAGUAAAUUUGGUUCUCUUCGCAAAGUUAAUUUUGAGACAGACUAAUGCUGAGGCAGCAAACACAUUUACCAUAUGGAUGGGCACAACCUAUUUCUUCUCUCUGAUUGGGGCUUUUCUUAGUGAUUCAUAUUUGGGAAGAUACCUCACUUGCAUAAUAUUUCAAGUGGUAUUCAUCAUUGGGUUGGUGUUAUUAUCCUUGUCAAGCCAUUUCUCUUUACUUAGAACUCACGAUUGUGGCAAAAUAGGAUUGCUAUGUGAACCCCAAAUGCCAAUUCAAAUGGCAAUAAUUUACAUAUCAAUAUAUCUAAUUGCUAUAGGAAAUGGAGCUGCUGACCCUGCUUUAGCAACAUUUGGUGCAGAUCAAUUUGAUGAGGAAGAACCUGAAGAACAACCUUCUAAAGCUUCAUUUUACAGCAACUUUUAUGUGGCAUUGAACUUGGGAUCUUUAGUGGCUGAGACAGUACUGGCUUACAUAGAAACUGCAGGAAAUUGGGAACUGGGGUUUUGGAUAUGUGCUGGCAGUGCUAGUGUUUCCUUUCUUCUUUUGUUGAGUGGAACACACAGAUAUAGGCACUUUAAGCCUUUUGGAAAUCCUAUUUCAAGGUUUGCACAAGUAUUAGUGUCCUCUUUGAGGAAAAUGAAACUUCAAAUACCCACAAAUGGAGAAGGCCUCUAUGAUUUUCAAGAAGGGGGUGAUAACAGUGUUAGGAGAAUACACCACACAAAUGGCCUCGGGUUUCUGGAUCGAGCUGCUAUUGUUUCUAUUGAGGAAAAGAACACAUUGUUAGGCAAAGGCCAAAAACCAAACCCGUGGCAUCUUUGCACUGUGACACAAGUUGAAGAAGUGAAAUGUGUUUUGAGAUUGAUGCCAGUAUGGUUUUGCACCAUCUUCUCCUCAGUUAUCUUCAUACAGAUGCUUUCUCUAUUCGUUGAGCAGGGUGCUACAAUGGACAGAACUUUUUUCAAGUUUCAAAUCCCUCCUGCCAGCAUGACCGCAUUUGAUAUCAUAAGCACAUCUGCAUUUAUUCUCUUAUUUGAUAUUCUCAUUGUUCCAUUAUAUGUGAAAGUGAUGAAAAAAAAUCCAAAACCUCCUACUGAGCUAAGAAGAAUUGGAAUUGGGCUAGCCAUUGCAAUAAUAGCCUUGACAGUUGCUGGCUUUGUGGAGAGAAAAAGACUUAAACUUGCUAGCCACAAUGGUGAAGAGACAAGCUCUUUGAGUAUCUUUUGGCAGAUACCACAGUAUGUGCUUGUAGGAGUAGCAGAAGCUUUUGUAUAUGUGGCACAGAUGAAUUUUUUUACAUCACAGAUACCUGAUGGAUUAAAAAGCUUGGGAAUGGGGUUGUCCAUGUCUUCAUCUGCACUUGGUAGUUAUGUUGCCAACAUUAUUUUGACAGUGGUCAUGAAAAUCACAUCAAGUCAUGGACGUCCUGGAUGGGUUUCACCUAAUCUAAAUGAUGGUCACUUAGAUAGGUUUUUCUUCUUGUCUGCUUUUUUAACAGCCAUUGACUUGAUAUUAUUUAUUGUAUGUGCCAAAAGGUACAAGGGUAUAGCAUUGGAGAAAAGAGAAGAGACAAACAAAGAGGAAGUUGUAAUUUGA
This is a messenger RNA of Gastrolobium bilobum, 1827 nucleotides long. Its product is annotated as protein NRT1/ PTR FAMILY 7.3-like. Lineage: Eukaryota; Viridiplantae; Streptophyta; Magnoliopsida; Fabales; Fabaceae. Gene Ontology annotation, molecular function: transmembrane transporter activity. The record is from RefSeq and is a predicted model, not a curated record. Gene Ontology annotation, biological process: transmembrane transport. Gene Ontology annotation, cellular component: membrane. The coding region runs from base 1 to 1827 and encodes 608 amino acids. The transcript has 5 exons.